CAACUCGUUUUUGUUCCUAAAAGCUAAAACCCUACACCUACAGCACGCUUUCCAGUUUCAACAGUUGCUCGUAAUUCCUUCAUUUCCUCCACCAAUGGCGGCCUCAAAUAUCCUCGCUCAUCAAUCCCCUUCAACCUUCUCCUCAAAAUCCCUUGUUAGUUUCUCUCCAAAUCCCGUAUCCACGAACUGCAUUCUACCAUUCAAGCUCAAAUCCAUAUCCGGAAACCUAACUACUUCUAUGCGGGCAGUCCGUUUGCCAAAAGCCGUUGUAUCCCCGUCGGAACCCAAGACCCAGAAAUUCGAGCAUUGUUUCAGGAAAUCCGAUGAUGGAUUCUUGUACUGCGAGGGGGUUAAGGUUGAAGAAAUCAUGGAGGUGGUUGACAAAAGGCCCUUCUAUUUAUACAGCAAGCCGCAGAUUACGAGGAAUGUCGAGGCGUAUAAAGAGGCGCUGGAGGGUUUGAGCUCGAUUAUAGGUUACGCGAUUAAAGCGAAUAAUAAUCUCAAGAUUUUGGAGCAUUUGCAGAGGUUGGGGUGUGGGGCUGUUUUGGUCAGUGGGAAUGAGCUUAAGUUGGCUCUGCGUGCUGGUUUUGAUCCAACAAGGUGUGUCUUUAAUGGAAAUGGGAAAAUUGUGGAGGAUUUGGUGUUGGCUGCCCAAGAAGGUGUGUUUGUGAAUAUUGACAGUGAGUUUGACUUGGAAAACAUUGUCCACGCCGCAAGAAUUGCUGGAAAGAAGGUUAAUGUGUUGCUACGUAUUAAUCCUGAUGUUGAUCCUCAGGUCCAUCCUUAUGUUGCCACCGGAAAUAAGAAUUCAAAGUUCGGUAUUAGAAAUGAGAAGCUUCAGUGGUUUUUAGAUGCUGUGAAAGCACACCCUAAAGAAUUGGAACUCGUUGGUGCCCACUGUCAUCUCGGUUCUACCAUCACUAAGGUAGACAUUUUCAGAGAUGCUGCUGUUUUGAUGGUGAAUUACAUUGACGAGAUCCGUUCGCAAGGUUUUGAAAUAAGUUAUUUGAAUAUUGGAGGCGGUCUGGGGAUUGAUUAUUAUCAUACGGGAGCUGUCCUUCCUACUCCUAGAGACCUAAUAGACACUGUCCGCGAAUUGGUUCUUUCGCGAAAUCUAAAUCUCAUAAUCGAACCUGGAAGAUCACUCAUCGCCAACACGUGCUGCUUUGUCAACCAUGUCACUGGAGUAAAAACCAAUGGGACAAAAAAUUUCAUUGUGGUUGAUGGCAGCAUGGCAGAGCUUAUUCGUCCAAGUUUAUACGGAGCUUACCAGCAUAUUGAGCUGGUUUCGCCUACACCACCAGAUGCCGAGAUAUCCACUUUUGAUGUGGUGGGUCCCGUUGAAGAUGACGGGACCAUAUCCAAAAUCCGACAAGGAGAAACAUUUGAAGAUCAUUUGAGGUUUUUUGAGGGUCUUUGAUUUGAUGCUGUAGCUCUCUCUCAUUUCAUCAUCUCAGACCUGGCUGUGUUAUGGACCAAUAGAAUUUAUUGUGUACCUCUUUUUUCCCCUUUUACUGUAUCUUGAAUGCCUUUGUCUAUCCGAAUAUUUAGCAUGUCGCAGAAUUCUAUUGCCUUGAAAUGACAAAUUUGUAGCAUUGCAUACCGUGACUGGUAUGGAUAUGGGAUAAAAUUAUGAAACGAUGAAGUUUUUAACUGUAUAAUGGACGUGAUAUUAAUAUGAAUGUUGAAAACAUUUUUACUUAUUUGGAAAAAUAUUAGCUUAAGUAUAAGUUGUUAUUGUACAAUGAAUGAUGGAUGUGAUAUUAAAUAUGCCUCUAUAUUAUGUUACUAGGUUGUACACAAUUAUAAGAUAUCCC
Molecule: messenger RNA, 1817 nt
Organism: Striga asiatica
Lineage: Eukaryota; Viridiplantae; Streptophyta; Magnoliopsida; Lamiales; Orobanchaceae
Source: the annotation of a GenBank genome assembly